UGAUGUCGACCAUUGAAGGCCGGUGCCGUUGAUAUACUGCCUUUCCCAGUUACCGUGACCCAGUGUCCUCCUCUUUCCUCCCUCCCCCCCACAUUCCCCCCGGGCUCGAGCUGUGCUCUUUUUUUACACACUUUCCUUCAUCACUGGUCUUUCCACCCUCUUGUCCACAAGUCCCUUUCUCUCUGCCAUCUAGCCGGAUCCUUCUUGAGCAGCGCUCGUUAUCAUCUUCCUCGCAUCUGAAGAGUAGUUCAUCGCAAUGGGAAACCUCAUCUGGCACGAAUACGCUCGCUACGUUAGCAUUACUGCCACCGCCUAUGGAAUUUGGGCGAGCUUCUUCGCUCUUUUCUAUCGCAAGUUCUUCUGGGACUUCGUCCACGGCACUUUGAGAGAUCCCGGAGGAUUCCAGCCGGCAAAGAGUGAUGCCAUCUUCAUCUCACUCAUCGUCAAGGCUCCUGUCAUCCCCAUUCUGAGUGCCAUCGUUGGUCUCAUGAUUCUGGCUAUUGAGAAUCCGAUUCCUCCCCUGAGAAACUCGGCCAUUCAACGCAGUUUCCCAUUGAAGAUCGUCUUGCUUUUGUUCCAGGCUGUCCUUGCGGUUUUGUUCUAUCAAGGCACGAACUGCGCGCUCUGGUCACUUAUCGCGAUCCUCUGUUACACGCGUGCGGUCGCACUCGGGGAAAUAAUGCAGGAGGCAAAGACGAACAGAGGAGGGCAAGGUGGUCGGGCGUGAUCCCGGCAUCCUUAAAUUUCCCUGGCACAGAAGGGAGAAAGUCCAGCAUUCAACCGGACUGCGUCCGUUUUCUUUUUCUAAAUCUACACACCUACCCGGUUUCCGACUUCCUGACACUUUCCUGUACCCCGCUUCUUGUACUUCUUACACUUGCUGCUAGCAUGAUUGGUGUUCGUCAGCAUUUGCACAAGGAUUUCUUCGUUCACUCACCUGCUUGCUUCCUAAUCCUCCUUACCCUUCGGUGUCAACACGGUGUGAUUCGAGAUUGAGAAGCAUGACCAUGACAUUCAUCUGAAUUUCGUUUCUUGCCAUUCACCAUGACCUCUACUCCCGCCGAAAUCUUCAACAAGCUCAGUUCUCAGUUCGAGCUAGCCAAAUCAGCGGGCGAUCUCCUGUUUUUCGCAUCCACGAUUGAAAAGCAUGAGGAUUCGGGGAUCGAGUACGAACUGAGAGUAUGCCCCGCUCUUCAAAAGAAGCCUCAGUCUCCCGCUACCGAACUCCCCGACACGCUGCCCCAUGAUAAACCGGAUCCCUUCCAGAGCCCCUACAACCCCAAUUUGUUCCUGGGUGAGCUGCAAGAUGCCGACAGUGGUGAACGCUACACAGUCUUGCUCAACAAGUACUCUGUCGUCCCGCGACACUUCUUGCUCGUGACCAAGGAGUUCCAACCGCAAACCUCACCGCUAAGCCCGCCAGAUCUCGUUCAAACCUAUCUUCUCCUCGCCGCCGCACGCAAAAAACACCAGACCUUCAUCGCGUUCUACAAUUGUGGUGACCUGUCGGGCGCAUCGCAAGCACACAAGCACAUACAGUUUUUGCCGUUAGACGAUGAUUCGGAAGACGGUCCUCCCAUCGAAGUCAAGGCGCGAGACGUCAAGCUCGAAUCUCGAGUGACCCCGUUCGCGCUGGACCUGUCGUACGCGAACCACGUGUACCGCUUCCCUGAGCGGUUCCACUCGCUCAAGCCCGAGCAGAUGGAGCCGAUCCUUGCGAACGCGUUCUUCGGGCUCCUGGACCUCGUCAUCUCGACCAUCCGGCACGACCCGACGUACCCCGCGGGGAAGCUCUCGUACAACGUGGUGCUCACGCUCGAGCACAUGCACCUCGUGCCGCGCCGCCACGAGGACUACGUGCUCUCCGCGAGCGGCGACGCGCUGAGUGUGAAUGCGCUGGCGUUUGCGGGUAUGAUGCUCGUCAAGAGCGAGGCCGAGCUUGAGGCUGUUAGAGCGGAGGGCAUCUCGAAGAUCCUUCGAGGUGUGGGGCUGGAGAGUGUGCAUGAGAAACAGGUGCUGGGCUCCUCCGCGGAGGAGGAUUAGACGCGUCGAGAAUUGUAACUGUACCUAGAGAGAUGAAACAAACAUCUUAUCUUAUCUGAAUGAUUGAUUGAUGGGAUCGAGCAACAUUCGCUGAAUCCAUCUGAGCUGCUUUUGGUCUUUCAUCUCUACCAUUUCAGCGCGCUCUGGCCAGUGCUGGGGGGAUAGACACCCAUCUCUGCCAUUUGUCUUCCACUUUAUCUAAUCUCGGCUGGGCGUGAUCUCGAAGACCUGGUUUCGUCAUUGCUCGCUUAGAGCGCUUUCCAGUUGAUGCCUGACGUCGACUCUUGAUCUGCCCCACUUUCAGCAUGCUGCCGCGUACCUGGCUGUUCUCACCAGACCCCAGAGGCCCUCCAGAGUGACUCCGUGGCGCCAGAUGUGACGUAUGCAGCUAGCUAACUCUAGGCCCGCUUAAGCAUGCACGUAUAACUGCAUCAUUCCGGCCGCUUAGGCUGCGUUAAUCUAAACUCCACCUCGACCCUGCUCCUCCCCCUCCUCUUCCUCCUCGGCGCCGUUCUCCGCAUGUCUCAGGUAACGCAGUCCUCGGUGAACAGCAGCAACAGCACACAGACCUUCCUCACUUCGCUCGUGGUCAAUGGCACCCUGCUCGCGGUCGAAGUCAUCGCGUUUGUGAUCCUGAAGAGUCGGCUGGGGAGGAUAUACAGCCCGCGCACGUACCUCCCGCCCCCAGCGAAGCGUGCGCAAGCGCUGCCGCCGGGGUGGUGGAGAUGGGUUCCAGCGUUGCUGGUACAGGAUCCACAAGAGAUUAUCCAAAAAAAUGGCUUAGACGCAUAUAUGCUUUUGCGAUAUUUACGACUCUUAAUCAUCAUUUUCUCUGCGUUCACCAUCUUUAUCUCUGCGGUGAUCAUCCCAGUGGACACUGUGGGCAUGCCGAACUCGACUGGCAAAGACAGGAUCAACAGGAUAACGUGGUCGAACAUCGGAAAUAAUCAGCAAGACCAGAAGCGGUUCGCUGCACACAUUAUCAUGGCGUACCUGCAGACCUUCUUCGUUAUAUUCAUGAUUCGGCGCGAGAUGCUGCAUUUCCUGGACAUGCGCCACCGUUUCCUGAUCAGCAACUCCCACUCCCGACUCGCGCAAGCGAAGACGGUGCUGAUCACGAGCGUCCCGGACGAGCUCGCAAACGAACACGACCUACGACUGUUCGCGUCGUUCGUGCCCGGGGGGAUCGACCGCGUGUGGAUGUACCGCGACACGAAGGCGCUGAACGAGCUGUUCAAGCAGCGGCAGGCGGCGUGCAGCAAGCUCGAGACCGCCGCGUCCGGCGUGCUCAAGCACGCGACGGACGCGUGGCGCCUCAAGGAGGCGACUCACCAGAAGACGCGGAAGCACAAGAGCGACGAGGAGAAGGGUGCUAUGCCACUGGAGCUCGAGUUGCCGGACGGGCCGACGCCCGAGCUGCUUCAGGAGCUCGUCCCGGCGAAGAAGCUGCCGACCCAUCGCACGGGAUUCCUCGGCCUGUUCGGGGAGAAGGUCGACACGAUCCCGUGGUGCACCGAGGAGAUCGCGCGGCUGAAUCGGGAACUGGAAGACGGCCGGCGGGAGCAGGUGCAGGGCAAGUUCCUCGGGAGCGUGUUCAUUCGGUGCAAUCUGCAGCUCGGAGCACAUGUGCUGGCGCAGUGCGUAAGCUAUCACAAGCCGCUGUCGAUGAAGAACAAAUGGAUGGAAGCCAAUCCAAAGGAUAUCGUUUGGGAAAACCUCGAUGACGGCUCUCUCGAGGUGUCCUGGCGAUUCGCGACGUCUUGGCUUGCGACUAUCGCUCUGAUCGUGGCUUGGAUUUUCCCCGUGACUUUCAUUGGAACCCUCUCUCAAAUCAGCACACUCUGCAGUCAUGUCCCCUGGCUGAACUGGAUAUGCUUAGCUCCACACCCUAUUCCCGGAAUCAUCCAGGGCAUCAUCCCGCCGCUGUUGCUCGCCAUCUUCUUUGCUGUUCUGCCGCUGAUCCUACGAGGUCUGGCGUGGUAUGAAUGCAUCCCGCGGUAUUCGCUCAUGUCGGUCAGCGUGUACCACCGAUACUACCUGUUCCUGCUCUUCCACGGUUUCCUGAUCAUCACCAUCUCGUCCAAUCUAUCGAAUAUCAUCAACAAUCUCGUCAACAAUCCAAGCACUGCCGUGCAGAACAUGGCCAAACAGCUGCCCGGGGUUUCUGUAUUCUUCCUCACUUUGAUGGUGACACAGGGUCUGGCUGGAGCCGGCGCAGCCCUCGCGCAACUGUUCCCUCUGCUCUUCCACUUCAUCCGGAAGUGGCUCACAGGCCGGACUCCUAGACAAGCGUUCACGGUGACCUUUCUAAUGCCAGCGGCCGACUUUGGCUUGAUCUUGCCUACGAUCUCGUUGUUGGCUACAAUUGGUUUCUCCUACAGCAUGCUGAAUCCCAUGAUCAACCUAUUUGCUCUAUUGAGCUUUGUGAUGUUCUUCAUUGCCUACAAGUUCCUGUUGACACAAGUCUUUGACCAGCCGGACGAGAGUGAGACAGGCGGGAUGUACUUCCCGAUGUGUAUGUCCAACUUGUUCGUGGGGCUGUACAUCGAGCAGAUCUGUCUCGCGUGCCUGUUCUUCCUCAAGGCGUCGAUAUCGCCCCAGACUGCAGUGGUUGAGGCCGUGAUGAUGCUCAUCCUCGUCGGCUUGACUGCGGCGGCCCAUAUCAUGAUCAACACGAGCUUUGGCCCGAUGACCGAGUUCUUGCCCAUGUCGUUGGCCACAAAGAAGAUGGCCAAACGAUACGAAAAGCACCAGCAAAAGCAGGGGGACACUACUGCGUUGGAUCACGAAGAGGAUAUGUUCCAGAGAAAUGCUCUCCGCAGUGUCCGACGCAGAAUCCAGCGUCUGCCGAAGCAACUGGACAGCACGCUCGUCACACUGCGAGCGCGAGUCAAAGAAGAGGGCGAGUACCUCGCCAGCCCCAGUAGCAAGCGGAAGCACAAGUUCUCGGAAGACACGCCCCGCGAGAGCUUCGAUCCGUCAUCAACGGACUCGCCGUCGACCUCACACGAUCCCGCGUCACCGCCGCCCACGACGGAGGGCGAGGGCCAGAAGCAAGCAGAGAAGCAGGUCAUAGCCGACCUGCCAGAGGGCGACGCGCCCGAGCUGUACCGCCCCAAAUCCCCCGCGCCGUCGCACACCUCCGAGCGGCCGCGCGCGUCACGUUCACGGACGCGGACGCAGUCGAAGACCACGCGCCCGGGGCGGCCGUCGAUCGACAGCCGGGACCUUUCGGACGAGGACGUGUCGACGGACGACGAGGAGGACACGGACGAGCACGCGUUCGACCACCCGUCGACGUAUAUGCCCCAGCCGACGGUCUGGCUGCCCAAGGACAGGCUCGGGAUCAGCGAGCUGCUCAUCGGCGAGAUGCGCGCGGCGGGCGUCGACGCGAGUGAUCUGGGCGCGAGCAUGGACGCGCGCGGCGUCGUCGAGGUCACGCGGAAUCCGCCUGACGAGGUCUGGGAAGGCGGGAAUGAUGAAUGAGGACCUUUUACGAUCUUUAGUCAUGAUGUACAGUAGAUACCCUGGCAGGCGGUCGUGCAUGCCGUGAUGGCGGCACCGAUCUGUCCUCGAAUACGAUGUAGAAUAAGGAAGGCGCUCGCAGUGAAUUAAUACUUCUACACACGGAAUGUAAUUCAAUGUCGAUUUUACAGAGCAGGG
Mycena citricolor is the source of this 5706-nucleotide messenger RNA. The record is from the annotation of a GenBank genome assembly. NCBI's taxonomy places the organism in Eukaryota, Fungi, Basidiomycota, Agaricomycetes, Agaricales, Mycenaceae.